Molecule: messenger RNA, 2525 nt
Organism: Onychostoma macrolepis
Lineage: Eukaryota; Metazoa; Chordata; Actinopteri; Cypriniformes; Cyprinidae
Product: NXPE family member 3-like
Exons: 8
Coding region: 75-1760 (561 amino acids)
Source: RefSeq, a predicted model, not a curated record
UUGUUUUCAGAGUGUGUACGGCCAUGUCCUUCACUCACAAGCUGAUGUAACAUAGGAGAAGUACAGACUUAGCCAUGGUCAAGCCAUCAACAGAGAAAUCAAAUGCACAAGUCUGCAGGUUAAGACACUAUGCAUUACUGGCUUGUUUUCUUUGGACAUCAUUCUAUUUGGCUCUAUGGUUAUUGAAUGGUGGGAUCCACAUUAAACAAUUUCAACCCCCCAGACCUAAACCAGUUCCUCAAAAUAACAGUUCAUCCAUAAUGUCUGCCUUUGACAUGGGAAUCAGUGAUGAGGAGUGGGAAAGACUACAGAAGGCCAUUGAAUGGCCUAUUCCAGAUCAAGAAAUCACUCGUCUGGAUCAGAGCACAAGUCCAGUCCACUCAACUUUCUCUAUUAUGGGACUCAAAGAGAGUUACAAAGUGGGAGAAAAGAUCUCUGUUGCUAUCACAGCCAGAGACCACCGCAAGAACCUGAAAAGAUAUGGAGGAGAUUUUUUCAAAGCAAAACUUUUCAACGCAGAGCUAAAGGCGAGCGUGUAUGGGGAGGUUGUGGAUCAUCGUAAUGGGACUUACUCUGUUGCUCUUCUUCUGCCCUGGGAGGGUCAGGCACAAGUUUUUGUACGUCUUGAGCACUCCAGUGAGGUUGUGCAGAUUCUUAAGAAAUACAGGGACUCUUCAUUCCCACGCACCCACUUUAAUGGCUUCUUUGAAGGAUCAGGACCCAAUAAAAUCAGGAUCAGUGAAGUAGUAGAAUGUAAUCUUAAGUGGGGUGCAGAUGGAAGUUGGAGUAAAGGCGACUGCUGCUGUGAGUAUAAGGAUAUAAAAACAGGGACGGUGUGGCAGUGUGAGAGACCGAAGAAACUUUCCUGUGACAAACUGGUUCGCCACUCAGGCGGACGUUUGGAAAACCCAUUACAUCUUUUUGAGCAGCAGCUUUUUACAAAAAAAUUAACAAAUGUUGCUAUUAAUGGAGACAAAAAAAUCAUAAAUGUCCUUCCCAACACUUCAGCCAUUGGCACAAUGGAGAAAUGCAGGUCUGGCAUGAUGACACCAGUUCCUGCAGGAUUUUAUUUGAAAGAUGUCUGGAAGUCUUUUGUAUGCAACACUCGACAGUUCAGUCCUGCACAAAUGGCAAACUGUCUUAAAAACAAGAUUGUCUACUUCAUGGGAGACUCCACUACAAGGCAGUGGUUCGAGUACUUAGAAAGAACAGUGCCAGGCAUAAAAAGAAUGGACCUCCACACUCAUCCUGCAGGUGGCCCACUGAUGGCUGUGGAGUUGAAAAAUAAUAUCAUUGUUCACUGGAGGGUACACGGUGUUCCUUUGCGAUUUAGUAAAGUUAUGCCGAUAAUUGACCUGCAUUAUAUCAGUAAUGAUAUUGAUGAAAUAGCCGGUGGGCCUCAUGCAGUCGUUGUCUUCACAUACUGUGCUCACCUGGUUUUUCACCCGAUAACAUUUUACGUGUAUGAAGUGGCCAAAAUCCGCCAGUCUGUGGUUGCACUGCUGAGCCGCGCUCCAGAGACCACUGUCGUUAUCAAGUCUGGAAACACUGCAGGACUAAAGAAUAUUUAUCAAAGUGAUUGGCACAUGUUGCAGUUGGACACAGUGAUGCGGGAGAUGUUCAGAGACAUUGAUGGAGUCAUCUUCUUAGAUGUCUGGCAGAUGACUUCCUGUCACUAUCUACGUGAACACAUUCACCCAGGACCUGUUAUCAUUGCUAAUGAAGUCGACAUGUUGCUGUCAUAUGUCUGUCCUGCCUGAGGUCUGUUCAAGUUGAUUUGGUUCCAUAAAGGAAAUGAGAAACCUUCCUGGUCGGGAGAAGGCUAAUCAGGCUGUUACUUAACCAGAAUUCCUCUAACACUGGCCCGAUGGGAGCGUGACUCUCUGGCAUGCUAUGAUAUUAUUUGACUUUAUUAACCACUAUGAAUUUUGCACUGAUAUUCCGAAUAACUUAAUACACUUACAGGCUACAAACAAUGUGUGCUGUUUUCAUACAAAAUGAACCAGUAUAAAGCUCUGUCGGUUAUCAGUUUUGUUUGUAUAGUGUACCUCUAAACAUAUUGCUGUUUAUUAUUAAUUAUUCUUUCAUUCUGAAGUAUUGAAUGACAGAAGACUGUGAACUGUUGGAUAAAAUAACUUUAUUUUCUGCCCUGAAAACAUGAACAAUGAGACUAAAAAUAAACAAACUAUAUUAUAUAAAAUGUAAAUGAAAAAAAAAAAAUGUUUUAAUCGAUUCAAUAUGCUUUUUUCCAUACAUUUUCCGUAAACUCUGUAUAAAAUAAUUCACACAUUCACACGAGACUUCAAAUUCUUGCCCAUGUUUUCAACACUUCACUUCUGCUCUAGCUUGUGUGUCUACCUUAUAUUUACAUUCUUUUGGAUAAAAUCAUCUGCUGAAUGAAUAAAUGUAAAUCAUGACUCUGCUGUCAAUCAUUCAGGGCUCCACCCACAGAGGCUGUAAAAUAUUUUGUUGUGUGUCCCAAAUACUACGGCCUCUUCUUGUCAAGUUGAAGGAAAAAAAAAGAA